AUCCUGUAGCAGUAUCUGAUUGAUCAAAACAGUAACUCUGUAUAGUUAUCAGAGUGGCUUUGUAAAUUUUCACCCGGUUUCGAGUGGUUUAUUUUUAAUUCGUGCAAAAAUGAGAAUUUCGCUUGAUGUAGUGUUUAUUUUGGUGACGAUUACUCUGAUUACCGCGCUACCUACCGGCAGUAAGCAGUCCGGUUACAUUUCCAUUCGUAACUCGGGGGAUGUUCUAACAUCGUGUUCCAUCGUUUACAACCUGAACAACAGGAGAUUCGACGAUGAAUCAGGUUUCCUCUCGAAGGGUGAUAAGAAGACGAUUGGACUGCCGGGUGAUGGGGUGCGUGACUUGGAGGUGAAAUGCAGUUAUUUGAAGAGCGGGAGAAACACCAAGAUAUUCAGGCAAUUCGUCAACGAAGAUGAGCCGGUGCCAGUCAAGAUUUGCUACGACCUUUGGGGAGACGCGGCGAACCUUAGGUGGAAACGUAUCGACUGCGCAAUGCACAGUUCGAGUUUUUCUCAGCCUUCGACACCUUUUCUGUCCUCAACCCUACCAGCACCGGUAAACGUUCGAUCGGUCACGGUUUGACGUCUUAAAAAA
Messenger RNA from Bemisia tabaci, 592 nucleotides. RefSeq lists its product as uncharacterized. NCBI's taxonomy places the organism in Eukaryota, Metazoa, Arthropoda, Insecta, Hemiptera, Aleyrodidae. The record is from RefSeq and is a predicted model, not a curated record.